GUGCAUGCAAACAGAUAGAUAGCCUACUUUUAAGUGAUAUGGAACACUGUGUUCUUACAUUUGUAAUUACACCGUCCUCCUAAUAGGGUUCGAGAUGGACUUAUAAGGGCCCAUAGACCUUCAUAGGGGUCCAUCUGUGAACACACUCUACUUUGGUACCAUUAGGGGGCGAUCACGACCACCCACUAAGCAGAGCAAGCGUCCCCUCCCACGUAGGACAAUGGAAUUGUGAAGCCACUCAGGAGCGCGAGCCGAGCAAGGAGUAGGCAUCCGAGGCAGCGUGAAAAGGGAGCAGUCAAUGCCAACCUCAAAAGCAAUAUGGAUGAAUGGCCACCUAAGUGGAAUUGGUGAUGUCGCAGUGAGAAUGCCACCACCGCACAUAUCACGUCUUCUUUUUCUCUUUCUUUUUCUCGGCAAUCUCUGGGAAGGACUUGCUAAAUCCAUUCCGGACCAGGGAGCACUUGAGGUGCUCAUCAGAGUCCAGGUGUUUGACAACAGUGACCUUUCACCUCUGGCAGAGGCUGCAGUGGAGGUUUAUGGGAACCAGUCUAACUUGGCAUCCAGCAAGGCUGCCAAAGAUGGUGUCGUCAUGGUCACCUUCCUGUACCGCCCUGGCACCUGGGUCAUUGUCACGGCAACAAAACAGGGCUUUGUCACUAACUCCGCCCCCUGGCAUGCCAGCCGCAUCCCCUUGUAUGCUACAGUCAGCCUCUACCUGCUCCCCCAGCGGCCUGCCACCCUGAUCCUGUAUGAUGAUGUCGUCCAGGUGCUGCUAGGAUCCCCAGGAGUCAAAAACCAGCCAUGGAUACAGCUCCAGAGGAAAGCAGUGACUCUGGCCCUCAACUCUACCAACCCAGAGCUCUCUGCUGUGCUGACCUCCGCACAGAGUCAGUAUGAGAUAGGAGGUUUCCCCUACCCAUUGGGCCUGGAGAGCAAUGCCACCGGGGCGAACAGUAGCUGGGUGGGCCUGACUGCGGUGGCGGCGGUCAAUGCCCAGCUCUUCAGUCGUAACGGGACCAGUGUUCAGGUGUGGGACCCCGUCCAUAUCUGCAUCCCCCUGCCCUUAGACACACCCCUGCAGACAGCCACCAGUGUCCCCGUGUGGAGGUUCGACGACAAGACAGGACUCUGGGUCAGGAAAGGUACCGGAUACAUCAAGAAAGAAGGAGCACAGCUUACAUGGAGUUUUGUGGCCAACCAGCUAGGAUAUUGGCUGGCUGCCUUUCCCUCAACCACAGGCUCAGCUUUGAACCCCAUGGGCCUGCGAGACAUCACCACCUACCACACCAUCUUCCUCCUAACCAUCCUGGGCUCCAUGGCUCUGCUGGUGCUGGUGCUGCUCUGUCUGCUGCUCUAUUACUGCAGGCGGAGAUGUCUGAAACCACGGCAGCAGUACCGUCACGGCAAGAUGCAUGUCUCCUCCGGCAUGGACGGCUCCAAAAGAGAUCAAUGCACCUCCAUGUCCCACCUCAACCUCAUCAGCUCAGGCCACAUCCACAUCGACACAGCUUCCUCCACCGGGGGUGACCCAGACGCCCUCAAAUCAGACCUGUCCUCCACCCGGGAUCUCCACAGCUCCAGGGAGGAUUUCUUCCGGCACACGCCCCCAGGAAAGGCCCAGCGCCACUCCAAGGUGAACACGGACAGUAUCACCAGACGUGGCGGUGGGGAGAGUUUUCCCAUGAAGGUGACAACACGCUCUACUAACACUAACAACAUGGACCCUCAGCUGCUGCUCCACAACGACACCCGCAGCUUCAGCUCAACGGAGGAUAAUACCCAUGAUCCUCGACGUCGCCAUAAUCACAACGCCAAUGACAACCAGGCUUACUCCUCAGAUCCACCAUCUCCACCACCUUUACUGCCUCCCUUCGCCGGGCACUACCAGGAGUACUCUGGCCUGCCCCCGGAGUACUCAGCGUCCCAGACCGGGGACCUCUUAGCCAGGCCCAACUCUCUAAACACCCAGCCCGGCCAGCUCAUCUUCUGCCACUCCAUGGACCAGAUGAAGGAAAGCAUGUACCGGAGUGUGGUGCCCACGCUGGUCAUCCCGGCCCACUACAUGCGCCUGUCGUCGGACCUGUCGGCUGUGGAGCAGGCCUUGGAGAGGCAGCAACAGAUGCAGCAUGACAUGGAGGGAAUCCAGGUUAGCAUGACUCUGCCCAGGCAGCAGGGACAGGUACACCACAAUCAGCAGCAGAAACCACAGAACCAGCAACAACAGAAUCAUCAACAGGAAGACGGGGAAGGGGAAGAACCAGGCCAGCAGAGGGAGGACUCAGAAGGACACUCCAACUGGGCCUCGGACCCUAACGCGGCUCCAGUCCACAUCCCGGUCCUGUUCAAUGACAACACCAUAUCUCAGAUGAACGGAGAGCUGCAGGCGCUGACGGAGAAGAAGCUUCUGGAGCUGGGGGUGAAACCGCACCCCCGGGCCUGGUUCGUCUCCCUGGACGGUCGCUCCAACUCCCUGGUUCGCCACUCCUACAUCGAGCUGGGGGGAGACACUCUCAGCAUCCCUGGAGGAGGGGGGGGCGGAGGAGCCAUGGGGAGUCAUCAUGACAACCGAGUAGACGUCGCUCGCGAAGCCAACAUGAAGCAGCGGAAGGGAAAGGAGGAGAGGAAGGCCAAGGAAGCAAAGGAGGCUGCAGCUGCGGUUGAGAGGAAGGGUCACGCAGGGAAGACCUAUACUAAACUCCCCUGCAUCGACACCACAGACCCCCCCAGCAGCAGCGAGAGCCAGGCUGCCAUGUACUCUCCAGAGGACAAUUCUCUGGCACCGCUGCUGGAUGAGGCCCCGGAGACGACCCCCCGUGGGGGCACGUUCCCCCGGAAGAGCCGUAGCCAGGAUAACAGCGCCCGGACCAGUACCACCACUACCACCAGCGAGGUGACAUGCAGGGACUCAGCCACCAGCCCCGAGGAUGGGGAUGAUGCCGAUGAUAAAGACGAGGAGGGGAACAAGAAGAGUCCCUGGCAGAAGCGCGAGGAGAGACCCCUCAUGGUAUGGAAGUAAGAUAUACCUAGGGCUCUCAGGGAACAUUGAGCUACAAGAGAACAGGGGGAGAAAAACCACUGUGUCAAUGAACGCCUAAUUUUUAACUGUGUCCCUUGUAGAUUCUCUACAGAAAAAAAGAGCAGAGAAUAUGAGAGUUUGUCUUGGAGAACCAAGAGAAAGACGUGUGUGAAAGAGAUUAUGAAGUGAGAAUGGAAAUCAAACAAAGAAGCACAAUUGUCACAUGAGUCGAGAAAGGACCAGGUGUUUUGAAGACCCACAUUUGCUUGUAGUCAUCACAGAGAUCAGUAGCUAUAUCUGCAUCUCUAAAAACAUCACUGAGAUCGGUAGCUAUAUCCGUAUCUCUAGAAAUUUCACAUGGCUGUGGAUUUAUUUAUUUUUAAAAUCAUGAUCCCUAAGCAUGUGGAUGGGAACAAAUGGGAGAGGGAACAAAUGGGAGAGUUCCUCUGAUUGGUUGGUAUUCUGUGAUUCUUGAGAAAUGCUCAACAAUGUUUUUCUCCACUAUGCUGUUUGUAGAAUUCCUUGGAAAUGUUACCUAUCUGAUUUUGCUGUUACCUUAGCAUUAACCUCAAGUCAUUUUUACAGACCUUUUGGGAGGUGUCAGCUGGCCAAACAGAAACUUUUGAUUCCUAUGGAAAACCAAGACUGUCGGCCAGAAUUGGAAUGAAUUAGUAUAUUUUUUUUCAACUCUUUAAUCUUGUUUUUUUUUUAACAGAUUAGAUGGCCUUCUUUUUAUGACUGAGUGGUACUUAAUGUCAUUGAGGAGUCAGAUCAAUGUAUUAAACAUUGGAAAAAAGGUUGCUGUUGUGAUUGUGAAAUCCUAAUAAGUAAGUCCUAGAACCCAGGGUUUACAACAAUGUUGUUGUUUCAUUUUUUACUCUAACAUUUUCCUUGGAGAUAAUGGCAGAAAACCACCUCCACGUUACUAUCACUGAAGCCUGGAGAAUAAUGCAAACCGUUUUGCAGUUGCCAUUUUCCUUACUGACAGAAAAUGUUAGUCAUGUUUUUUUUCUUCCUUUACUAACCUGCUGACCUGGUGACUUGUAACAUUAAAAUCUAUGGAAGCAUGUACCUGACAAAAAUGAUUUGAAAUGUUCAUUAAGCUGGAAACAAAUUAGAGCAUCACAGAAAGGUUUGCUAGAACAUUUUUGUUAGCUUAGCAUUGCAAGUCUGUACCUUUUUGUUGCAAUAUCAAUUUAAAGUCAGACAUGGAUUGGAUGAUACCGACAUGUAAAAGACACUGAGUUGACUGAGCGGAAAUCACAAUGACCUAAUGUUCCCAUAAACUGUCCCAUAUUAUAUUGUCAGUAAUCUCCACUGGCUCAUAUUCUCAAAACAUCUCAUCAUUAGCCUUCAGAUCAAUAAGACAGGAAUCCAUCCAGGUUUUCUCAGACCUAAAAAUGUUAAUGUCCAACAAAUCACACCAAACAAUUAGUCUCUUAAGUGCCUUUUUUUAGCAUAAAAAAUAAUGGCUUGGAUUCAAGGCCUCGGUAUGUUAACCCAGCAGUUGUACCAUUGUACAACCAUUCAGAAAGCAACUGGCUAAACCUGAGGUUUAACACAUACUCUGUAACAUGGUUUUUCUCAUUAUUUUCAGGUUACGAUAUUGAGUCAUACACAAUGUUAAGCUAUCGUUAGCUAAUCAACUUUGAUUUAAACAAACAGUACACAACCUUGAUGACCAGGGGUCAUUUGAAGGCAAUCAAGCCAUACACACACUAUCAGGUUUAUGAAGUCCAGUUGAAGUUCUAUCACGUUGCCUUGUGGACUAAUAAACAGCACGGCCUAAAGGAAAUCAGGUGUAGGGCCUUGCUUGAGAUGCACAGCAAUGGUCCUCUUCAUUUCAAACCUGCAUUGUCACAAUCCCUGUUUUAUACUUACUGUUUUUUGGGGGGGAUAACAACACUGUCACUGCUCUCUCUCCCCCCCCCCCCCAUUUCUCCAUUCAAAAGUAUGUGAAUGACCCUUGAAAAUCUAUUUUUAAAGUUUGACACUUUCCACAUUUUGAGUUACUGAGUUGAUACAAGUAUGUGAAGUGGUUUCCCUGUGGUUUGAGACUCAAGAUUACAACGAACAUGCAUGUUCCUCUUCUCAUAAGCAUUUGUCGAGUUGUGGUCUUUUUCCAGCUUCUCUCAACUUCAAAAUGGUUUGAUGUUUUAAGCUUGCAGAAUUGAGCCACCUGUCUCUGUGAAUUAACCAGCUCAGCUCUGAUAUGGAAUUUCCUUAGACUAUUUCAGAGAGAGAUGUUAUGUUUGUUUCUUUUUUGGGGGCCAGGGUAUGUUUUUGGGAUAAAGUUCAUGUCCAAUGUCAUUUUAAGGGAUGAGGUUGGCACAUGAACACUACUAGUUAUAUUGGCCCUACGAAGCACUACUGAAUAGUGUGUUCUAUGUGGCGUCAUCAGAAAUUGACAUCAGAAAUGGUUCUGAGGACAAGGAUAAUACUGUUGUUUGACGUCUAUAAACAAGACAGUCAGAGCUUUGAAAGUGUGUCAAGUCUCUCCACCCCUGUCAGUGCAGGGCAAGCCACUGAUGAAACUACCCAUAUUAGCAAGUGCAGCAUCUGUGAAUUCUGACAAAUCACAGCCUACCACACGAUGGUGUCAUUGCUAGAAACAGUGUAAAUUGGGUGUGUUGUGUUCUGAUUAAAUAUGACUUGAGAAAGUUAUUUUUGUUUACUUUUUUUUUUACAGUUAUUUUUAUAUAUGUGAAUUCCUGGCUAAUCUUAAUUCCUAUAGGCCUACUGUUUGAGUGCUUAUACAAGGUCAGUUGUUGUCUCCUAGGCAACAGACAGAGGGAUGAUGUGCUGUUAUGGUAAACUGGUGCCACCUCCUUUCCCCCUCAGAUCUAUAUUUCUGAGGCAAAUCUUUGCUAACUUUUAUUGCUUGUUAUUAAUAAUGUUAAUAUACAAUCCAAUAAUUAAAGCAUUUAACAAGU
Molecule: messenger RNA, 5949 nt
Organism: Oncorhynchus nerka (sockeye salmon)
Lineage: Eukaryota; Metazoa; Chordata; Actinopteri; Salmoniformes; Salmonidae
Product: protein FAM171A2-like
Exons: 8
Coding region: 299-3016 (905 amino acids)
Source: RefSeq, a predicted model, not a curated record